AGCAAGCGCGAUCUGGUCGAUCAACAUCACAUCUCUGUCUACUUCCUAUCACGCCUCCCUUGCUGCGCCACCACUACACGCACACACACAUGACACAAUCGCGCUGGGACCCCUGCACGUCGCCGCCGGAGGGGACGUACCGCUUCGAGCUGGUCCCCGGGUUCUUUGUGCCGACAGAGUGGGAGCGGGAUAUCACGAACCGCUUCGGCCUCGCACACCGCUUCGAUACCUGGGCGGCGUUCGCAGCAGCCGUGGACGAACUGAAACACGCCGCCGAGGCCGCCGGCGACGUCGUCAAGGUGCUCUAUACCGCGCGGCACGGGGAAGCGGAGCACAACGUCCUGGCGGAGAAGUACAACGAGCCGGAUGAUGACGGCGUACGUUCUCCCCUCUGUCUGGCCCGCUCACACCCCCAGGUCCAGCUCAAAUACCCCAUCACCGACCCCAACCUGACCCCCGUCGGCGUCGCGCAGGCGCGCCGCCUCGGCGCGAUUUUCGAGGCGGAGGCGGCGCGCGGCAUGCCCCUCCCCUCGCGGUUCUUCGUGUCGCCGCUCCGACGGCCGGGGGAGACGUGCGGCCUCGAGUGGGGGUGGCGGUUCCGCAAGGCGCCAGUGGAGGGGGAUAUGGGGCAUGGUGUGCCCGGGGAAGUCGUCGAGCAACUCCGCGAACACCUCCACGUCCACGAAUGCGACAAGCGCCUACCGCGGCACGAGCUCGCGCGCCUCUUCCCCUCGUUCACGUACCCGCCCGACAUGCCAGACGAGGAUAGCGUGUGGCAGAGCGGCGCGCAGCGGGGCAGGGAGACGGAGGACGAGAUGGUGCUGCGCGCGGGCGAGGGCCUGGCGAUCGUGUUUGACGCGUGCGGCGGGGACGACACUUACGUCAGCAUCACGGCCCACUCGGGCGUCCUCCGCGCCGUGUACAAGAACCUCCGGGUGCCCCUCCGCCGCUUGGUCACGGGCGAGAUGAACGUGCUCGUCAUUCGCGCGCGGCGGUUGUAGCGCGUGCGUGCACCACUAUUUAUGUAUUCUUGGGCGAUAUGUAAUGUUAAUAUGGAAGAGGUGGGAGUGUGA
Vanrija pseudolonga is the source of this 1073-nucleotide messenger RNA. RefSeq names its product putative phosphoglycerate mutase PMU1 (gene PMU1). Gene Ontology annotation, cellular component: cytoplasm. The record is from RefSeq and is a predicted model, not a curated record. Gene Ontology annotation, molecular function: phosphatase activity. The coding region runs from base 90 to 1001 and encodes 303 amino acids. NCBI's taxonomy places the organism in Eukaryota, Fungi, Basidiomycota, Tremellomycetes, Trichosporonales, Trichosporonaceae. The transcript is spliced from 5 exons.